AUGGCGGGAGCAGUAGCAGGAGGACUUUUCAAUGCAUUUGCAUUUGAGGGAGCUGGAUAUUUAUUUAAGAUGCUUGACAAGAAUGGAUAUGCUGAGGAAAUCAAGAGACAUAAUCUUGCAAUGGAGAAUCUAACAGCUGAAAGAGAGAAGUACCUUGAAGAAGUCACUGAUAGAAGAAAUAGAAUAGCUCAACUAAGGGAAAAACUAGCUGAAGCAAAUCGUGAUAUCAAGUCAACGAACCAGUCACUAGAACUAGUCAGAAGAAUCAAUGAGUUAACACGUAUUAAGGCUAUGCCAAGGAAGCCACAAUUAAGUAAUCACUACAAACCUAGCUCUGAAAUGGAAGAAUAUAUGGCACUAUUUGGUUUAGUUGAAGGUGGGGUGGUUGGAGGGGCAGCUUAUUUAAUGCUAUAG
Paramuricea clavata is the source of this 414-nucleotide messenger RNA. NCBI's taxonomy places the organism in Eukaryota, Metazoa, Cnidaria, Anthozoa, Malacalcyonacea, Plexauridae. The record is from the annotation of a GenBank genome assembly.